GCACUGCGGAGGGGAUAUCCAAAGAAAAACAACAUCCCAAGGCAGACAUGGAUAUUUAACGGGCAUUUUAUAUACAUUUUUGUAUCUCUGUUGGUUUUUUUGGGGCUUUUUUCUUUCUUUUUUCUUACCCUGUGAUGUUGCUUUUGCCCCGGGGUGUUAAUUAAACCUGCUCGAUGUCUCUCAUCAGUUUAUAACCGAAACAAAAUGAGGAUUUCUUCUCGCGACUGGUUUCUGUUGAUAUUCUCUGGCUUUUGGGGACUGGCAAUGGGUGCUUUCCCGAGCAGCGUUCAGAUCGGCGGGCUGUUCAUCAGAAACACUGAUCAGGAGUACACUGCCUUUCGUUUGGCAAUCUUCCUGCACAACACCAGCCCCAAUGCCUCGGAAGCCCCGUUCAACCUGGUGCCCCACGUGGACAACAUCGAGACGGCCAACAGCUUCGCCGUCACCAACGCCUUUUGCUCCCAGUACUCCCGUGGUGUCUUCGCCAUCUUCGGCCUGUACGACAAGCGCUCGGUCCACACGUUGACGUCCUUCUGCAGCGCCCUGCACAUCUCCCUCAUCACGCCCAGCUUCCCCACCGAGGGCGAGAGCCAGUUCACGCUGCAGCUCCGGCCGUCCAUCCGGGGGGCGCUGCUGUCCCUCCUCGACCACUACGACUGGAACAAAUUUGUCUUCCUGUACGACACCGACCGGGGAUACGCCAUCCUGCAGGCCAUCAUGGAGAAGGCGGGACAAAACAACUGGCAGGUCAGCGCCAUCUGCGUGGAAAGCUUCAACGAUGCCAACUACCGCCGGCUGCUGGAGGAUCUGGACCGGAGGCAGGAGAAGAAGUACGUCAUCGACCUCGAGGCGGAGAGGCUGCAGAACGUGCUGGAACAGAUCGUCAGUGUCGGGAAACAUGUCAAAGGCUACCAUUACAUCAUGGCCAACCUGGGUUUUAAGGACAUCAACCUGGAGCGCUUCAUGCACGGCGGAGCCAACGUGACAGGCUUCCAGCUGGUGGACUUCAGCAACCCCAUGGUCAUCAAGCUGAUGCAACGCUGGAAUAAGCUGGAUCAGAGGGAGUACCCGGGGUCGGACGCCCCGCCCAAGUACACCUCAGCGCUGACAUACGACGGGGUGAUGGUGAUGGCCGAGGCCUUCAGGAACCUGCGCAGGCAGAAGGUAGACAUUUCCAGACGGGGGAACGCUGGCGACUGCCUGGCCAACCCCGCCGCCCCGUGGAACCAAGGCAUCGACAUGGAGCGUACUCUCAAACAGGUCCGACUGCAGGGAUUAACAGGUAAUGUCCAGUUUGACCACUAUGGCCGCAGGGUCAACUACACGAUGGACAUGUUUGAACUGAGGAAUAAUGGACCCAGGCGGAUUGGCUACUGGAACGAUGCAGACAAACUGGUCCUGAUCCAGGACUCUAGUCUGCAUCCAAAUGACACCUCUGGCAUGGAGAACCGCACUAUUGUGGUUACUACCAUCAUGGAGGGUCCCUAUGUGAUGCUCAAGAAGAACUGGGAGAUGUACGAGGGCAACGACCAGUACGAGGGGUACUGCGUGGACCUGGCCGCGGAGAUCUCCAAACACAUCGGCAUCAAGUACAAAAUCUCCGUCGUUCCCGACGGAAAGUACGGCGCCAGAGACCCAGAGACAAAGAUCUGGAACGGCAUGGUCGGGGAGCUGGUGUACGGGAAAGCGGAAAUCGCUGUGGCCCCAUUGACUAUCACGUUGGUCCGGGAGGAGGUGAUCGACUUCUCCAAGCCCUUCAUGUCGCUGGGCAUUUCUAUCAUGAUCAAGAAGCCCCAAAAAUCCAAACCAGGGGUGUUCUCCUUCCUGGACCCGUUGGCCUAUGAGAUCUGGAUGUGCAUUGUGUUCGCCUAUAUCGGCGUGAGCGUGGUGCUCUUCCUGGUCAGCCGCUUCAGCCCGUACGAAUGGCACACCGAGGAGCCCGAAGAGGGCACCGACGGUCCGCCAAGCGAUCAGCCCCCCAAUGAAUUUGGUAUCUUCAACUCUCUCUGGUUCUCCCUGGGCGCCUUCAUGCAGCAGGGCUGUGACAUCUCCCCCAGAUCGUUGUCGGGGCGAAUCGUUGGAGGAGUGUGGUGGUUCUUCACUCUCAUCAUCAUCUCGUCCUACACGGCUAACUUGGCUGCCUUCCUCACCGUGGAGAGGAUGGUUUCCCCCAUCGAGAGUGCCGAGGACCUGGCAAAGCAGACAGACAUCUCUUACGGCACUUUGGAUUCUGGCUCGACCAAAGAGUUCUUCAGGCGGUCAAAGAUCGCCGUCUACGAGAAGAUGUGGGGGUACAUGAAGUCGGCCGAGCCCACGGUCUUCACCAAGACCACGGGCGAAGGCGUGGCGCGCGUCCGGAAGUCCAAAGGGAAAUACGCCUUCCUCUUGGAGUCCACCAUGAACGAGUACACGGAGCAACGCAAGCCGUGCGACACGAUGAAAGUGGGAGGCAACUUGGACUCCAAAGGCUACGGAGUAGCGACGCCCAAGGGUUCACAGUUAAGAAGUGCAGUUAACCUGGCAGUGUUAAAACUCAAUGAGCAAGGCCUGUUGGACAAAUUGAAAAACAAGUGGUGGUACGACAAAGGAGAGUGUGGCAGCGGAGGCGGUGGCGAGAAGCAGUGGCUGCGAUGCAACUGCAGGAUGAGGGAUGUUCACAUGUCACACCAGAGGCCUCAGCUGUGGUAGCACACGAACGAGGCUCACUUUUUGUUCUCGUCGACGCACCGGAGCGUGCAGAGAGCCGCCGCGUGAGAAUUAGACCAGCAUGCACCUGUUCACAUCAGUCGUGUUAUCGAGAUCAGAUCCGCAAGUGCAGGACACACACGCACGCGCGCGCGCAUACACACACGCGCGCGGGCGCACGCCAUCACCAGCUAAUGAGACGAUGCAUGACAGGCAGUCUUUUUUUGUGUCGAGGUAAUACGUCGACACUAGUGAUUUAUCGGAGCGUGAUGAAUGGCAGGAAGGAGCAGGAGACCGAGCUCAGCUGCACACAUUUGAAUCAAAGGCUUUCAAAGGUGAAUGUCAGAGCUGACAGACAAAGGCAGGCUGGUGAAAUAUGGAGGGACAUUAAAGGGUUCAUCCAAUUUACACAAAUGGAUUUUCUCUCCUUUUUUCUCUUUUUUUUUUUACCGCUAGUUAAAUAUAGCCAUGCAGAUAUCUCUAUUUACGUUUUUAAAUAUCCAUAUAGCAGCAUCUCUGUCCAGGAACAAUGUCAUUGUUUCUUUAGAUAAUGCACAGAGCAUGCUGUCUGCGGUAUUUUACCGCAGGAGACCAAUAGCAGCGCUAGGUUCCCAUGGAAGAACCCAUUUUGGUCCCUGGUAGAACAUUUUAUCAAGGCUCCAAUUGUAACUCUUUUUUUCAUAGAGUUCAUCCUAGACGCAUAAAGGCCGACACAUAGAAAGGGGAAAGGUUCCACAACUGUUCUUUUACCCAAAGUCAAUUCUGAUAUUGUUUUUUGUGAGAUAAGUUACUGAUUAAUUUGUCAGUGGUAGAGGCAACAUUUCAAAAAUCAAACUCAAAUCCAUCUGCAUGGUCAGCAGCACUGGGGAUAAGUGAGAAAACAUGUUUGAUUUUUUUUAACUGUUUAAACGGAUUCUUAAAUGUUGAGAGUCGACAUGGUUUACGUAGAAAGUUUUCCAAAAAUAUAAAAGGAAGGAUGAAAGCGGAUCAUUUUGCGAGCGCGGCUACAUCCAGCUGUGGAGCAGCAGAUAUAGAAAAUAGAGGAAGAGUCGUGAUAUAUGUUGUGUGGGUGAGUGUGUGAAACUGUGUGUGUGUGUGUGUACAAUGUGAAGUUUGAUGUGUAAUUGUUCCACAUGGUCUUAAACAUAUUGUUGAGUGUUUGUCUGUUGCUGCUCCUGCUGAAGCGUGCACUGACUUGUUGUCUGCUCCCUCUCCCCGCCGACGGCGACAGGACAAGUCGUCCCAGGCCCUCAGUCUGAGCAACGUGGCGGGGGUCUUCUACAUCCUCGUUGGGGGCCUAGGCCUGGCCAUGCUGGUGGCCCUC
This is a messenger RNA of Pseudoliparis swirei, 4009 nucleotides long. RefSeq names its product glutamate receptor, ionotropic, AMPA 4b (gene gria4b). Gene Ontology annotation, molecular function: AMPA glutamate receptor activity; transmitter-gated monoatomic ion channel activity involved in regulation of postsynaptic membrane potential. The coding region runs from base 205 to 2688 and encodes 827 amino acids. Lineage: Eukaryota; Metazoa; Chordata; Actinopteri; Perciformes; Liparidae. The record is from RefSeq and is a predicted model, not a curated record. Gene Ontology annotation, cellular component: AMPA glutamate receptor complex; plasma membrane; postsynaptic membrane. The transcript has 15 exons. Gene Ontology annotation, biological process: modulation of chemical synaptic transmission; monoatomic ion transport; synaptic transmission, glutamatergic.